CGCUGUUCAGAUCACAUUCAGAUCAACGUCCGCACACAUCUACAUAUACAUAUUUAUAUAUUUUUACUGUUAUUCGGCGCGUUCAAUAAUGCAUUCCAGUUAUCAGUAUCGACGCCAGUUUGUCAAGUCUCGGCUGCUGCAGCUCCUGGUGCUACUCUUCCUCUCUGCCACCUGUGCCGCACGCCCAGCCACGCCCCAUACCAUCUACUACAACAAUCAGCCGCCAGAUGCGAAUGGCAACUACCAAUUCGAGUUCCAGACCUCCAAUGGCAUCACCAUCAAGGGGGCGGGCAACGAGGCUGGCGCCGUGGGCGUGGUCCAGUACGUAUCCAAGGAGGGCCUGCCCAUUACCUUCACCUAUGUGGCCGACGAGAACGGCUACCAGCCGAGCGGAGAUCAUGCCAUCAAGCACCUGGACCGUCAGCUGGAAUACAUACGCACGCAUCCCUCGGUAGACGAGGUGCAAUCGAGGCGUUGGUAGUGAAUCCUGAACAGACACAUAUAUAUAUAUAUAUUAGAUUUAUAUAUAACGGAUCUACAUAGAUGAAUUGCGCGACUGUCAGCGAGUGAGAUAAGAACGCAUUAUUGUUAAUAUUAUUAUUAUAUUAUCUG
Messenger RNA from Drosophila navojoa, 612 nucleotides. RefSeq names its product Cuticular protein 78Ca (gene Cpr78Ca). Lineage: Eukaryota; Metazoa; Arthropoda; Insecta; Diptera; Drosophilidae. Gene Ontology annotation, molecular function: structural constituent of chitin-based larval cuticle. Gene Ontology annotation, cellular component: chitin-based extracellular matrix. The record is from RefSeq and is a predicted model, not a curated record.